Pipistrellus nathusii (Nathusius's pipistrelle) is the source of this 1746-nucleotide messenger RNA. Lineage: Eukaryota; Metazoa; Chordata; Mammalia; Chiroptera; Vespertilionidae. The record is from the annotation of a GenBank genome assembly.
AUGGCCGCGAAGUCUGAUGGAGCGGCGGCCGCGGCCAGCCCGGCGCCGGAGGGGGCGGCUGGGGGAGCCCGGGGCAGCGCGGGCGCGCGCGGGGAGGCGGCGGCCGCCGAGGGCCCCGAGGUGGCCGGGCCGGGGGGCUCGGCGCCGCGCUACGGGCUGCGGGACUGCUGCUGGGUGCUGUGCGCGCUGCUCGUGUUCUUCUCCGACGGCGCCACGGACCUGUGGCUGGCGGCCUCCUACUACCUGCAGGGUCAGUGGACCUUCUUCGGCCUCACGCUGCUGUUUGUACUCCUGCCCUCGCUGGUGGUGCAGCUGCUCAGCUUCCGCUGGUUCGUGUACGACUACACGGAGCCCGCGGGGACCCUGGGACCCGCCGUCAGCACCAAGGACAGCGGCGCCGGCGGGCUCUCCGUCAGCACUAAGGACAGCGCCACCGCCUUCCUGGCCAAAGAGGGCGGCUCCGAGCUGGGACCCCGGCCGCCCGCGCCCUCCUCGGCCAGCGCCCACCGCCGCCGCUGCUGUCGCUUCUGCGUCUGGCUGCUGCAGACUCUCGUCCACCUCCUGCAGCUCGGCCAGGUCUGGAGGUACCUGCGCACCAUGUACCUGGGGCUGCAGAGCCGCUGGCGCGGGGAGCGGCUGCGGCGCCACUUCUACUGGCGGAUGCUGUUCGAGAGCGCGGACGUGAGCAUGCUGCGCCUGCUGGAGACCUUCCUGCGCAGCGCGCCGCAGCUCGUGCUGCAGCUCAGCCUGCUGAUGCACCGCGGCGGCCGCCCGGACCUGCUGCCCGCCCUCUCCACCUCCGCCUCCCUCGUGUCCCUGGCCUGGACGCUGGCCUCCUACCAGAAGGUGCUGCGGGACUCGCGAGACGACAAGCGGCCGCUGUCCUACAAGGGCGCCGUGGCGCAGGUGCUCUGGCACCUGUUCACCAUCGCGGCCCGCGGCCUGGCCUUCGCGCUCUUCGCCAGCGUCUACAGGCUCUACUUCGGCAUCUUCGUGGUGGCCCACUGGUGCGUCAUGACCUUCUGGGUCAUCCAGGGCGAGACGGACUUCUGCAUGUCCAAGUGGGAGGAGAUCAUCUACAACAUGGUGGUGGGCAUCAUCUACAUCUUCUGCUGGUUCAACGUCAAGGAGGGCCGCAGCCGCCGCCGCAUGACCCUCUACUACGGCAUCGUCCUGCUGGAGAACGCGGCGCUCACCGGCUUCUGGUACGCCAGCCGCAACUUCUCCACCGACUUGCACUCGCUCAUCCUGGUCUGCGUGGUGGCCUCCAGCUUCGCGCUGGGCAUAUUCUUCAUGUGCGUCUACUACUGCCUCCUGCACCCCAACGGGCCCAUGCUGGGCCCCCAGGCGCCCGGCUGCAUCUGCCCGGAGGCCCCAGAGCCCCGCGGCCCCCCGGCCGACGCCGUCACAAGCCCCCCGAGGUCCCUGCCGAGGACUACAGGCGCCGCCGAGCGGGACGGGGUCUCGGUGGGGGGGGAGCGGGCGGGGACCCCCACGCCGCCUGUCUUCCAGGUGCGGCCCGGCCUGCCUCCCACACCGGCGGCCCGCGCCUUGCGGACAGAGGGGCCCGUCAUUCGGAUUGACCUGCCUCGUAAGAAGUACCCCGCGUGGGAUGCGCAUUUUAUUGACCGCCGGCUCCGGAAGACCAUCCUGGCCCUGGAGUACUCCUCGCCCGUCACGCCCCGGUUGCAGUACCGGAGCAUGGGGACCUCGCAGGAGCUGCUGGAGUAUGAGACCACGGUGUAG